Messenger RNA from Phodopus roborovskii (desert hamster), 870 nucleotides. RefSeq names its product LSM10, U7 small nuclear RNA associated (gene Lsm10). The transcript is spliced from 2 exons. Lineage: Eukaryota; Metazoa; Chordata; Mammalia; Rodentia; Cricetidae. The coding region runs from base 167 to 535 and encodes 122 amino acids. Gene Ontology annotation, cellular component: nuclear body; cytoplasmic U snRNP body. The record is from RefSeq and is a predicted model, not a curated record. Gene Ontology annotation, biological process: mRNA 3'-end processing by stem-loop binding and cleavage. Gene Ontology annotation, molecular function: U7 snRNA binding; histone pre-mRNA DCP binding.
GCUGCGUCGCGCGCGGAAGGCGGAAGGCUUCACGCGGUGGGUCGAGCAGUCUACUGUGGGGACCAGGGCGCGCUGAGACCCAGGCGGCCUCUUCCCUUGGAGCACUGGCUGCGGACUCUUCUUCCCAAACCCCUUACGCGCGAGAGCAGCCAGCCAAUGUGGAACGAUGGCACUGAGCCACUCCGUGAAGGAGCGAACCAUCUCUGAGAACAGUCUGGUCAUCCUGUUGCAGGGCCUCCAGGGCCAGAUAACCACCGUGGACCUUCGAGAUGAGAGUUCGGCCCGAGGACGAAUUGACAACGUUGAUGCUUUCAUGAACAUCCGCCUGGCCAAUGUCACCUAUACCGACCGCUGGGGACAUCAAGUUGAGCUGGAUGACCUCUUUGUGACAGGUCGUAAUGUACGGUAUGUCCAUAUCCCAGAUGAUGUGAACAUCACUGCCACCAUCGAGCAGCAGCUGCAGAUCAUCCAUCGUGUGCGUAACUUUGGUGGCAAGGGUCAAGGUCGACGAGAGUUUCCCUCCAAAAGGCUGUGAGGCCGUGUCCUCAUUGAACUUCCAGCACCACCUCAGGGUCCUCCAGUGUUCUGAGCCAACUCCCUGCCGUCCUUCCCUACCAGUGACCUGGUAUCUGAGAGACACUUGUCACAGCUGCCUUUCAUAGGGUUCCACUUUGCAGACACAUUCUGGGACCCAGAAUUCCUUCUGUCUGUGGCCUUGGGGUAGGUGACAAUCCCUCUUUUUUGAUCAUUUGCAUCUGGAAUCUCCAUUUACGGACUGACCAGUGAGGAUUACUGUGUUUGGAGUGAAUCAGCUUUAACUCCCCACUUCUCUUGGCAUUUGUUUUUCUCAUAAAACCAAACUUGGAUACA